Mauremys reevesii (Reeves's turtle) is the source of this 936-nucleotide messenger RNA. Its product is annotated as olfactory receptor 51G2-like. Gene Ontology annotation, biological process: G protein-coupled receptor signaling pathway. NCBI's taxonomy places the organism in Eukaryota, Metazoa, Chordata, Testudines, Geoemydidae. Gene Ontology annotation, cellular component: membrane. The record is from RefSeq and is a predicted model, not a curated record. Bases 1 to 936 code for a protein of 311 amino acids. The transcript has a single exon. Gene Ontology annotation, molecular function: G protein-coupled receptor activity; olfactory receptor activity.
AUGUCAUCUGUCAAUGACACCAAAUUUAAAUCUGUAGUGUUCCUUCUCACUGGGAUACCACGUCAGAAAGACAUCUAUCUCUGGAUCUCUAUCCCCUUCUGCAUAGCGUAUGUUAUUUCGAUAUUAGGAAAUUCACUCAUUCUGUUCAUUAUAAAAACAGAUCGAAGCCUGCAUGAGCCCAUGUACAUUUUCCUUUCCAUGUUGGCCGUCACAGACCUUGGCAUAUCGGUAGUCACCAUGCCGACGAUAGUGGGCAUAUACUUGUUUAACUCUAGGGAGAUCAGCCUUGAUGCCUGUUUUACCCAGCUGUUCUUCAUCCAUUUCCUUCAAUGCACUGAAACCUCCAUGCUCUUGUUGAUGGCUUUUGACCGCUUCAUUGCAAUCCGACACCCGCUGAGAUAUACCUCCAUCUUAACUCUGCCAACAAUCGCUAAGAUGGGACUGAUGAUUUUGCUAAGAGGGAUAGUCAUAAUACUACCACUUCCCUUUCUCCUAAAACAGUUCCGAUACUGUCGAGACAAUGUCCUCUCCCAUUCCUACUGCCUGUACCAGGACGUCAUGAAGACGGCUUGUUCCGAUAUCACAGUCAACAGCAUCUAUGGAUUGUUUACUAAACUUUUACUGAUGGGUGUGGACUCACUGCUCAUUUUCCUCUCUUACGUGAUGAUCCUCAAAACAGUGCUGAGCAUCGCAUCCCAUGAGGAGUGCCUCAGGGCCCUGAACACCUGCGUCUCCCACCUCUGCGCCGUCCUGCUCUUCUACACACCAGAGAUCAGCUUGUCUGUGAUACACAGAUUUGUGAAGGGCUCUUCUCCCUUGCUUCAGAUUCUCCUGGGCUACAUGUCCCUGCUUCUCCCACCGCUGAUGAACCCAAUUGUGUACAGCGUGAAAAGCAAACACCUUCGUGCGAGGAUAAUCAGGGUGUUUGUCAAGUGA